AUGUAUUUAAAUCAUGAAGAUGCGCCUAAACUUCUGGGAUCACUGAUAAUUGAUUCAAAUGUAUCACUGUUUAAAAUAUUCCUAAUUGAUGAUUCAAUAACUUGCUAUACAAAUAUACCCGUUGAGCUUCAAAUGGAAAUAAUAGAUUUACAGCCACAAGAUUUCUUAAAAGACUCAUUCAAAGCAUUGCCUUUGCUUUAUUUCGCUGAACUUCCUGCAUCAUUUUCAAAAAUUAAAAAUUUAGCUGCGAAAUACUUUAGUAUGUUUGGAUCCACUUACGUGUGUGAACAGUCCUUUUCUCAUAUGAAAAAAAUUAAAAACUCAUACCGUUCACGCUUAACUGAUGAUCAUCUACACCAUGUACUUAGAGCCAGCACAAGUAAUUUCAAUGUGGAAAUUGAAAAAAUAAUAAACAAUAUUCAACAACAAAAAUCACAUUAA
Acyrthosiphon pisum (pea aphid) is the source of this 441-nucleotide messenger RNA. Its product is annotated as general transcription factor II-I repeat domain-containing protein 2B-like. The transcript has 2 exons. Gene Ontology annotation, molecular function: protein dimerization activity. The coding region runs from base 1 to 441 and encodes 146 amino acids. Lineage: Eukaryota; Metazoa; Arthropoda; Insecta; Hemiptera; Aphididae. The record is from RefSeq and is a predicted model, not a curated record.